Messenger RNA from Penicilliopsis zonata CBS 506.65, 2141 nucleotides. RefSeq lists its product as hypothetical. The transcript has 4 exons. The record is from RefSeq and is a predicted model, not a curated record. Bases 308 to 2005 code for a protein of 565 amino acids. NCBI's taxonomy places the organism in Eukaryota, Fungi, Ascomycota, Eurotiomycetes, Eurotiales, Aspergillaceae.
CAAAGUCCAGAGCCUCCAAAUUUCAAAAGACCGGCUUGGUGGAAGCUUGCUUGGGCCUGCGUCCUUCACCUGGAGCCGAGUGUAGAAUUAUGAACGGAGCUUGGAAGACGCGCAUUCUCGGCGGUUGACGCCCGCCUGAUGCCUAAGGUGUCUAUUGUGGCCUGAGGCAUCAAGGCAGCGAUGCGUUACUAACCAACACGGCUCGACCGCUGAAUAUCGCUAUCACCCACCUAUCCUCACUGGUCUAUCCACAUUGUCUACUCCUCCACUACAUGCAUUUGAGAUCGACAUUUGGCACGCUACAUUGAUGUCGGACCGGCCCUCGCGUCCGUCCAGUUCCUACCUGGAGCCCCCGAAGAAGAGCGUGGAGUUUGAAGACGUAGGGGCGCAGGAAACUGCCUCCAAUAGCGACGAUGACCACUUUUCCGAUGCCAGCGAAGGUCGUGAUUUCGCUCACUCGCACCCGCCGUCCGGUCGCGCGUCACCCGUUCCACGCACGCGAGUAGAGAAAGUGGACGAUGAGCCCCGGUAUGGCGAGGUACCAGGCACUACUGCUUACGAAAAACGAGGGCAUGAUGCAGUGCCCGAUGAAAUUGAGGUCAUUCCUGAGGGGACACGCAGCCGAAGCCAUUCGGCCGUGAGGGAUUUGGAUCGCCCUGUGACGCCAGGAGGCACGCCGAUUCCCCGAACACUCGUUGAAAAGGUGGACCCGACGUCACCUAGCCUUGGUGAAAUUCCGGGGACGGCAGCGUACAAGCAGCGGAAGGCAGAUGCGGUGCCGGACCUUGUUGUUCGUGCUGGGGAUUUCUCUGCUGCCCAGUCUCCAUUGCUUGAGCCUCAGAGAAGCGGAACAGCGACUCCUGUGCCAGAGACGCGUCUGUCUCGGGUUGAUUCGAUUCCGACCGAUGAACUGUCGUCGCGUCUCCACGCACACCAAAGACAGCCCAGUGAUGCAAUGCCCGACUCGGAAGAGACGAUCGGGGAUGUAUCCAAUCACGUCCGAUCACAACCUUGCAUAGAAGAGAGUGGCACUGAGGAUGCUGAUGGUUUGAAUGAUGUUCAAGAUAAUGACGACGACUUCGAUGAGUUUGCUGAAGAACAAGAUCAGCCCAUGGAUGAUGAUUUCGGAGACUUUGACGAUGGGUUUCAGGAACCUGGCGAGGAUGUGGUCGAGGAAUCACCCAGGACACCACCAGCGCCCAGUCUUCCGCCGGUUCCCCAACUUGUAGACUUUGACACCUUUACCUCGCAGUCCGACCUCUUCGCCGCGCUGGACGACCACCUGGAUCUGCUUUACCCUUCCUCCCAGGAUCUCAGCAGCCUGCCAGCCAUCGAGCCCAUCCCCGACCAAACCGCAAUCUUCACGACGGACCGGUCCCUGUCGCUGUGGUCACAGCUCGUGGCGCCGCCGCCCCUCCAGCCGCAGAACUGGGUCAAGUCGCGCAUCCGCCGGCUCUUCCUCGUCUCGCUGGGCGUACCCGUCGACCUGGACGAGAUCCUCCCGGCCUCGAAACAGAAGAAACUCGUCCUCCCCUCGAUCAAGCUUGAUGAAAACGACGGCGUGGCUGCGUCUCCCGCCGGCGCCAGCGGGCCCGGCCCUCACCCGCGGCCUUCCUCCUCCAGCCAGGCGAAGAAAGACGGCGGGCCGGCGGCCGCCCUCGCCGGAGAAUCAGACACCCCGCGCAGCUCAGGCCAACUCAGCAGACAACACCACCCCCACCAUAGGUCGACAACAUCGUCUUCGAGGCGGCGCGCGGCCUCCCCCGCGCCAGAUCUGGAUCUCUCGGCUGUACGCCGGCUGUGCGCGACCACCGACGCCGCCCUCGACGGCUUCACGGACUCGGAGCUCCGCGACCAUCUCCAGGAGCUGGAGCGGACAACCCUUCGCGCAAGCACGGUGCUGGAGUACUGGUUGAAGCUGCGGGAUGGGUUGCUCGGGGAGAAGGAGGCGUUUGAAGGCGUGAUUGAGAAUCUGGUCAGUCAUGCACGGAGAGUGAGAAAGUAAACAGACUCUCUCUCUCUCUCUCUCUUAAAAAAGUAUUCUUGGUUCAGGUUCUGGCUUAGUAUAACUAGUCGGUCUCUGGUAGGGCUGGCCUCUACUAUUUUAGAGAAAAGAGUCGAAUACAUUAAUAAAGAAUCAU